AUGUCUGCUCAAGCCGACGCCGACGCCUCCCCUUUCUUUCACGCUGUUAACGCCACCCGCUUGAGAAACAAAGUCAAUGGAGUCAAAGUCACCAGCGAAAGCAAACAUGCUUUCAUCUUUCGCGUCUCCUUACCCGGUGUCUGUAAACCUCAGUGCAAUGUAAAGCUGGAUAUCCGUAAUGACGGGCGGGUCGAAAUCGAAGGAGUUAUCCAAGAAAGCGAAUUUAUCAACAAACAUUCCAACAACAAAUACAAACCAAAACUCCAACAACUACCACCUUCCGGAAACUUCAACAUUAUAUUUAACCUACCUGGACGCGUUGACCCACGGUUGACCGUUCCAUCCUUCCGGAACACCGGAAUACUCGAAGUGGUUGUCAUGAAACAUAUCACACCCAACUACUCCGGUACCCCUGUCACCCCUAUUCCCCUUUAGUUUGUCCAUUUUACUUUCGUGGGUUCAAAAAAAGUGUUAUUAAAGAGCCCGAUUUAUUAAAUGAUUAUGUGUAACUUUUGUUAUGUUGCGAUGUUUUUAUUUAGAAAUCUCGUAAAAGUUUACAAAUCAAGAAACGGAAACAUUACAAGUUUUAUGACAUUUAUCAGUUUUUUGUUUUCGUAGGGUAGGAAGCCAUCAUGUAGAGCCCACACAUCCCUUCGGACUUCCCGGUUUUUCUCUUCAUUCUUAUGUAUCCUUUUUCACCCCAUUUUGGUCCCCAUGAGUUUCUCACUAUCACGUAAUCCAGUCCCUUGGUUGUCCCGUAUCCAACGGCUGCUACUCCGUGAUCCAAUUCGGUCCCACAAUGCCCAUCAAACACACCCUACACAACAUUUUAAUUUAUUAAGUCAUUCUAUUCAGAUUAAGUAAAAAAGAAACAA
This is a messenger RNA of Lactuca saligna, 875 nucleotides long. The record is from the annotation of a GenBank genome assembly. Lineage: Eukaryota; Viridiplantae; Streptophyta; Magnoliopsida; Asterales; Asteraceae.